Messenger RNA from Symbiodinium natans, 1017 nucleotides. NCBI's taxonomy places the organism in Eukaryota, Dinophyceae, Suessiales, Symbiodiniaceae. The record is from the annotation of a GenBank genome assembly.
AUGAUUGAUGCGUGUGCGUCCUGUGUGCUGAUGGACGCAAAGAGCUUGGAAGCUGAACAUGUUGAGCACGCGCUGCGACUGCAGAAUCUGCAGACAGCUGGUGAAGAGCAAGAGGCUGCAGACGAAAUUCGCAUGCAUGAUGCUCAGCUGGAACGUUUGCGCCUCCGUGCCCUGCUUGAACGAUACACUGAGCGUCAGCCCAAGGCAGAAGAGCUGGCCGAAAGGUACGAAGCAGAAAUCGACCAGCUGUCAGAGGAGCAAAGGCAGCUGCAGGAAGAGAACACAUUGCUUGCGCACAAAGAUGCCAUUGCGAUGGACCUUCUAGAUGAUGGAACUCCGUGUAGUCGAACAAGCGGGAGCCGGACUUCCCGCAGUUUGGGCCGUGUAGGCGCUUCACCGUCCAGAGUGGCCAUCCGUCGUACCCACAACCAGGCCAAGGAGAGGCGGCAGUGCGAGGCGAAGCUCAUGGCUCUUCGACGCCGGACGCAAGUGAAUGAGUGGUACCUGUCACGGCUCAAAGUUGAGCUUCGGGAUGUCUCCCGCAGCCUCCAAGGCCGUGAGAACCACUUGCGGGAAAUGCGAGAGCGCUUUGACGCAGCUGAGGAACAGCGCCACCGGCUUGCGGAGGAACGAAAUCGGACAGAGCGACAGUUGGCUUCAGAGCGUGAGGAGCUUGUGCAAUUGCACAAAGAGGCUUUAACUUUGAGGGAAGCCUGCUAUCUGCCCGCUCAGCUCAAGAAGAAAAGUAGUACACUCAUGAAAUUCCUGGAAGAGGGUGGUCGAUUGAAAACGGAGAAACACCUACGAGGACGAGAGGCGGUUGCAAAGCUGUACCAAAGCGUGGCGCAGAAAGCCCCUGAGCUGCAGGCCUCUGCAGGCAGAGUGAAGUCAGAGAUGGAUCUGGCCUUCAAAAGAUAUCAAGAGUUGCAGCAACAGCACAGCCGUUCCCUUCAGUUGUUUCACCUUACGCUUGCUCGGGGUGCUCUGUCAUCCCCUGGAGCACAGAAGUCUGUUUGA